AUGCUGGCACUGUUUCAAUUCAACUAUGUAAGUGUAGGAAGGAUACCCCUGCCACCUUUCUGCAACCGACUAUUACCACAUCUUGUCGAUAUUGAUCAACUUGCAGCCCUCGAUUUCCAAGCCGCAUCUGUCACUGGCGUCGAUAUCGAUCCCAAGCUGAUUGCCCAAGCCGACAAGCUCCUGGCCUUGCGCGCUUCUCGUGCGAGACCCCCCACGACUGGCUCGGCACCCGUUGUCGACUACUUUCCCAUAUCGGCCGUGCUCACUCAUGGUUACCGGAUUGAACCGCAAAACAAGGCUGCGCACAGCGUAUCCACUGCGUCAGCUGCCUGGCCGCGUGUAACCUUCUUUUCUGCAGAUUGGGCCGUACCCUCUGGCCAGGACACUGACGAGUCAUAUGAUGUGAUCCUGGCAUUAUCAGUCAUUAAAUGGAUCCAUCUCGAACAUCGAGACGCUGGUCUAGUUGCAUUUUUUGAAAAAUGCUCUUCGUCGUUGAGAACAGGUGGAUACCUCAUUAUUGAACUCCAGGGCUGGGACUCAUACCAAAAGGCCGUUCGCCCAAACCACUCUCCGCAUUUUCAAGAGACUUUGAUGGAGCUCCAGUUACGACCGGAGACUUCGUUCGACCACCUCCUUGCGAAUCAAGGUCUGCAGCUCUGCGCUUCAUCGGAUGCACUUCCUCGCCGCAUCAAUGUAUAUCGCAAGGUCUGA
Molecule: messenger RNA, 711 nt
Organism: Alternaria atra
Lineage: Eukaryota; Fungi; Ascomycota; Dothideomycetes; Pleosporales; Pleosporaceae
Exons: 1
Coding region: 1-711 (236 amino acids)
Biological process (GO): snRNA modification
Molecular function (GO): O-methyltransferase activity; snRNA binding; RNA methyltransferase activity
Source: RefSeq, a predicted model, not a curated record